This is a messenger RNA of Carica papaya (papaya), 1557 nucleotides long. RefSeq names its product Peptidase C78, ubiquitin fold modifier-specific peptidase 1/ 2. Gene Ontology annotation, molecular function: ubiquitin-like protein peptidase activity. The record is from RefSeq and is a predicted model, not a curated record. NCBI's taxonomy places the organism in Eukaryota, Viridiplantae, Streptophyta, Magnoliopsida, Brassicales, Caricaceae.
ACUAUAUAAUUGGAUGAAUCAAUUUCCUUCUUCCUUUCAAAUUUAAAUCACUCUGCUGUGGUUUUGCAGAGGGCGAGGUUUCUAUGUUUACCUUUACAUUGAGCUUGAGAAAGUAAUGUCAAUGGAAUCGACCGUUCCUUGUCCCUUCUGUAACAUUAAGGUUCUUCGCUCACAACUCGAGUGCACUCUUGAGUUUGUCGCAAACUUUGGCCGGUGCAGGCACGCCAACAGCCACUUCGAGGAUGAAGAAGACCAUCAAAUCGCUAAUGAUAGGCAGUUGGCUCUACAAUUUUCUUCCUCGUCAUCGUUGAAUAAUGGCGCUGAAGCCACUUCGCCUAAGAGUCAGACGGAUGGCGGUGAUGGAGGAGAAGAUUCUAUCCACGUCGAUGACAAAAUUUCCUGCCUUAUGGCUUUACAGAUGAGGAGCUCCUUUUAUGACGUGAAAGAGGGUCUCAUGCCCUUGUUGAAACGCUGUUUGGAAUUGGAAUUGGAAUCGCACAAAUCAGUCACCGUACUGUCGGGUGUCGUCAAUCAUUUCCAGAGCACUGUCUCGGAGGAUAUCGGGUGGGGUUGUGGAUGGCGUAACAUCCAGAUGCUUUGCUCUCACUUGCUUACUCAAAGAGCAGACGCCAGGCAAGUUUUGUUUGGGGGUUGUGGAUUCGUUCCCGACAUUCCCUCUCUUCAGCGAUGGCUUGAGAUUGCUUGGGAGAGGGGCUUUGAUGAGCUGGGCUCGAAUCAUUUCAAUAAAAAAAUUUAUGGUUCUACCAAUUGGAUUGGAACUACUGAAUGUGCUGCUCUUUUGCGUUCCUUUGGCAUUCGUGCCAGGAUUGUCGAUUUCGGUCCUAAGGAGCUUAAAUCGCUUUAUUUUUCUGUUCGUGGAGCAAAGAGGAAAGCAGUACAAGUUUAUGGCCCCAUGGACAGAUACUUGCAUCCAAGGAAGCAUCCCCAGGAACAGAAUUUUUCUGAUCCUUCCGUUUGUGAAUACACUGAUAAUCUGCUGAUUAAUGAUUUUACAAGCAACACUGACAGGCAACGGAUUCUCGCCCAUUGGGUGUGGAAUUACUUUACAGAUAAAAGCUUACUCAGUUCCGAAUCUGCCUUCCCUCGGGUUAUCGUCAGCGAUAUAGCACCUUUGUAUUUCCAACAUGACGGGCAUUCACGAACAAUUGUUGGAAUCCAAAAACACCAGAGGGAUGGAAAGCAUUAUUACACUCUCUUGAUUUUGGACCCAGCUCAUAAAACAGCUGCUCUGGAGAGAUCACUCAAUGAAAAUUCUGGAUGGCAGAAGUUUAUAAAAAGAGGGAUGCACACCCUGCAGAAGCUACAAUAUCAGUUGUGCUAUGUUGAUCGGGGAAUUGCUGGUGGAGUGGAGGUGGAGCAGCUUAAGACAAUUGAUAGCAUAUUUUGUGAACUCUAGACAAGUAUCUUGGACUUCUGUGCUUCCAGCAAAUUGCAAUGAUGUUCUAUUUAUCAUAUCAUAAAUGUCUUUUUUUUCUCUUAAAUGACAAUGAUAAAGCUUUGUAGAAAAUUCCAAAUAGGAAAAGGUUUUUGUUAUGA